Molecule: messenger RNA, 1044 nt
Organism: Salvia hispanica
Lineage: Eukaryota; Viridiplantae; Streptophyta; Magnoliopsida; Lamiales; Lamiaceae
Product: F-box protein At5g65850-like
Molecular function (GO): protein binding
Source: RefSeq, a predicted model, not a curated record
AUGGAGCGAGAUUUGUUGAGAUACCUACCAUUAGAAAUUGUCACCAAUAUAUUAUCGAGACUCUCCAUUGAAAACAUCGGAACCUGCAAAUGUGUUUGCAAACCAUGGCUCAAUCUGAUUGAGAGUGACCCUUUUGUCAAGUCCCAUCUUUCUAAAUCCGCCCCUGCCCUAGCUGUGUGUGUCCGCGUGAAUGUCAUCGGGCUGGAAGAAUGUGCAAAGUGGUUCAAUGUUUUGAAAUUGGAAGACAAUCAUGAUCUCAUCACCAAGUUUGAGUUUCCUCAACCAUCAGCAAUACAGGGUUCAGCCAAUGGUUUGCUUCUUCUGAAAAAUCCUCAUAGUGAUUGUUUUCAUGUAUGUAAUCCGAUCACCCGUGAAUUUGCUGAGUUCCAUGGGCCUCGCUGCUCUAGCUUUGAUGAUGGUUAUGGAUUUGGAGUGAACAAAAUAAGCGGGCAACAUAAGGUUGUCUAUUGUAACGCCAAAUACGGAUUUCAUGUAUACACUCUUGAAACAGGAUCUUCGUGGAGAUGCGUUGAAGCCGUUGCCCCCUUGUUUGAUCGCCUCUAUCACACCGUUGGUGCACUUAUUAGUGGCAAUCUCCAUUGGGUAGUCCAACAUGGGUGGGGGAUUCCUUAUGUAUGUUGCUUUGAUCUUGAAACAGAACGUUUUAGCACCUUCUACCUACCUGCUACUAAUCGUCAAUCAAUCAAACCGAAGUUGUAUACCUUUGGGGAUCACCUAUGUUUUCGUGAUGAUAAAGAAGAUGAUGAUGCCUUCUGGUUGUUGAAAGAAUAUGAACAUCCCGAGAAGGGUUGGAGCAAGGUACUAUUCAACAUGAAAGAACCUUAUUACAGUUUAUCCAUGCUUAUGAAAGGUGAAGAUGAAGAUGCCUACAAAUUUUUUUUCCCUAUCAAAGUUUACAGAGAUGGUGACAUGUUGAUACUAUGGGAUCAAAAUUCUCAAUUCUUUACCAAUUCCAUUUUUCUCACUCCAAGUUUACUUUCACUCGAAAGAAAUUUGGGUCUGGAUAAUGUAAUCUCAUUUUAG